UUUUAUAGAAAUUCUAAUAAAAUAUUUUUUAUUUUUAUUUUAUUUUUUAGAACUUUAAUCUCAAUCUCUUCUAAUUCGUGUUUAAGUUGUUGAAUAGGAUUAGAAAUUAAUCUACUAAGAUUUAUCCCCCUAAUUUCUAAUACAAAAAAUUUAAUAAAUACAGAAGCAACAUUAAAAUAUUUUUUAACUCAAUCUAUUGCCUCAAUUAAUUUUUUAUUUUCUAUUAUUUUGAAAAUAAUUUUAUUUAAAAAUUUUGAAAUAAAUAACUUUCUCUCAAUUAUAAUUAAUUCUUCUUUAUUAAUAAAAAUAGGGUCAGCCCCAUUUUAUUUCUGAUUCCCUAAUAUUAUGGAAGGACUUUCUUGAAUAAAUUGCUUUAUUUUAAUGACAUGACAAAAAAAUUCACCCAUAAUCCUCCUCUCUUAUUAUAUAAAUAAUAAUUUUAUUAUUAUCAUCAUAAUAUUAAAUGCUAUAAUUGGGGCAGUAAGAGGAUUCAACCAAACUUCUAUUCGAAAAUUAAUAGCUUUUUCAUCUAUCAACAAUUUAGGAUGAUUAAUAGCUAGAAUAAUAAUUAGAGAAAAUAUUUGAUUGAUAUAUUUUAUUUUAUAUUCAUUUUUAAAUUUAAUUUUAUGUUUUAUAUUCUCUAUAUUAAAUAUUUUUUAUAUUAAUCAAAUAAUAAAUUUUAAUUUCAUUUCAUUUAUUAAAAUAUAAAUAAUUAAUUUUUUUUCAUUAGGAGGUUUUCCUCUAUUUUUAGGAUUUUUCCCUAAAUGAAUUAUUAUUAAUUUUUUAAUAAGAAUAAAUAUAUAUAUUAUUUCUUUUAUUUUUAUUAUAUCUAGAUUAAUUAUAUUAUUUUUUUAUAUUCGUAUUAUUUAUCUUUCUUUUAUAUUAAUUUUUUUUAAAUUAAAAUGAUUUAAAAUUAAAAUUAAAAAUAUUUUUUUCUCAGUAAUUAACUUUUUCUUAUUAAUUUCUUUAUCAGGAUUAAUUUUAAAUACUUUUAUAAGAAAUUCUUUAAGCCUUAGAAAUUUUCACCUUAAAAUUUGCAAUUUUAUAUCAUAA
Pieris brassicae (large cabbage white) is the source of this 1053-nucleotide messenger RNA. RefSeq names its product NADH-ubiquinone oxidoreductase chain 2-like. Gene Ontology annotation, biological process: mitochondrial electron transport, NADH to ubiquinone. The record is from RefSeq and is a predicted model, not a curated record. Gene Ontology annotation, molecular function: NADH dehydrogenase (ubiquinone) activity. Lineage: Eukaryota; Metazoa; Arthropoda; Insecta; Lepidoptera; Pieridae.